AUGGUGGCGAUUCCCCCUGACACCUGGCAGCUGCCCAACGUCUACCUGGACACUAGCAUGGGGGUCAGUGUGUUGGAGCUGUACUGGGAACAUGCUCCAAAGACCUGCAAGAACUUUGCAGAGCUGGCUCAGCGGGGCUACUACAAUGGCACCAAAUUCCACAGGAUCAUCAAGGACUUCAUGAUCCAGGGUGGUGACCCGACAGGGACAGGUCGAGGUGGCGCAUCUAUCUAUGGCAAACAAUUUGAAGAUGAAUUUCAUCCAGAUAUGAAGUUCACUGGGGCUGUGAUUCUUGCAAUGGCCAAUGCAGGACCAGACACCAGUGGCAGCCAGUUCUUUGUGACCCUCGCUCCCAUCCAGUGGCUGGACGGCAAACACACCAUCUUUGGCCGAGUGUGCCAGGGUAUAGGGAUGGUGAGUCGAGUGGGCAUGGUGGAGACAAAUUCCCAGGAACGUCCCGUGGAUGACGUGAAGAUCCUUAAGGCAUACCCUUCUGGGUAGAUGGGAUGCUGUCUCGGGCACACACAGGUCUUCUAAGAUGGUCCUAGGGAGCCAUCUUCCGAUGCCAUAGUGUGUCUUGUAUCGGUGUUAUGCAUACCUACUCUGACACCCUCGGAACAAAAGGAAGCAGAGGGGUUGUCUUUGGGGGCAUUUGUUUUCUGGCCAACAGUCACAGACCUGAAAAGCAGGCAGUGUUGAUGAGGUGUUAA
Molecule: messenger RNA, 710 nt
Organism: Peromyscus leucopus (white-footed mouse)
Lineage: Eukaryota; Metazoa; Chordata; Mammalia; Rodentia; Cricetidae
Product: peptidyl-prolyl cis-trans isomerase-like 1
Exons: 1
Coding region: 1-501 (166 amino acids)
Biological process (GO): protein folding; protein peptidyl-prolyl isomerization
Cellular component (GO): catalytic step 2 spliceosome
Molecular function (GO): peptidyl-prolyl cis-trans isomerase activity
Source: RefSeq, a predicted model, not a curated record